UGAAUUCCGAAUUUUAGUGCAAAUUCCUGUUAAAUAUGUUAUUUUUGUCAUGUUUUUAUUUGUUUAUCGAAAUCCAAGAGUAAAUCAGCAGAGUACAAGUAUAUAAUAUAUUAUAUUUGCAUAUAUUUGUAUAUAAUAUUCGUUGGUACAUGGCUAUAGAGUAAAUAAAAUGAUACAAAAUAUCCAAAACAGUAUUGGCUGAUUAAUUCAAUGGUAAUUUAAAAUGGAAUACAAUGAGGAUUUUAAAGAUUUUAGAAAUCAACAAGUACUAAAAUUUAGGAUAGAUGAAGUUGAUUCCUUUAAGGAAAAUGAGAAUCUACAAAUUAAAUCAGAAAUAUUGGAUUGCAACUUUGAAAGCAAUACUGUAGAGGAUUGUGUGUUAGCCCAGUCAUCUUCACAAUAUAUUAAACUGGAAACCUCUACUGUAAAAGAAGAAAUGCGAAAAUCAUCCCUUAUUAUUAAUAUUCAAGAUGUAAAGCUUAAAAUAAAGAAAAAACUAGGUGAAUUUACCAUUACAGGUGAUCCACAUCAUGUUUUAAAAGAACGCUUGAGAGUAUACAAGUGCAGACAACCUUUUAAAUGUGAACUUUGCAUUAGGAAAUUUUAUCUCAGCAACAAGUUACAUAUAACUUACCAAUGUGAAAUUUGUUCGAGGAAAUUUAGAUAUGCAGAUAAUUUAAAUGCCCAUUUUAAAACACACACUGGCGGAAAACCUUACAAAUGUGAGACUUGUCAGAAGAACUUUUCCAAUGAUUUUAAUUUGAAAAAACACUUAAAAACUCACAUUGAGGAAAAUCCAUUUGAAUGUGAAAUUUGUACUAAACAGUUCUCUCGAAGUAGUAAUUUUUAUAGGCAUAUGAUACUGCACACUGAAGGAACUUUUUGAAAAAGAUAAAAUGUGAUAUUUGUUUCCCACAAGGAUUAUUUAAAUAUGUAUAGCCGAUAUCUUCUUCAUUGUCUUCAUACUGUACUAUUUCUGAUAAAAUGUAAUUUAUGUUUAUAGCUUUGUUCAAAUUAAAAUUUGUUAAAAGUAAAAAUUGUUUCGAUGUAACUGUUACUAUUUGAAUAAAUUACAUAUUUAUUUUUA
Diabrotica balteata is the source of this 1087-nucleotide messenger RNA. NCBI's taxonomy places the organism in Eukaryota, Metazoa, Arthropoda, Insecta, Coleoptera, Chrysomelidae. The record is from the annotation of a GenBank genome assembly.